GGGCUACGGGUUCCAUCGAUAACGACUUGCACGUACUUCGCAGAUCCGUAAAUUCAGCCGAAGAACGAGUUCUUUAAAUUGUAUAAUAUAUUUCACAAUUCGGCUACUUUUUUCUGUUUUGAAUUCUGGAGAAUUAGUUUGAGACACUGUUUGGUUCGGAGGAAAUUUUUUACUAAAGUUAAAGAGAAGUUGUAAUUGGGAGGAUCAAAGGCGAAAUUCGGAGAAUUUUCCUAGAUUUGUCAAGGUAAAGUGGAAGCACAAUAAAUUUAUUUUUUUUUCUUUUUCGGAAUGGAGCAAAAUUUUGAUUGGAAGUGAAAGAACAGUUGAAAUUGGGGGGAUCAGAGUGAAAUUGAGAGGAAUUUUCCAUCUGGGUUCGCAUAUUUUUCGAGGUUUAGUCGAAAAGUUCAGCUUUAUGAUUAUUUGCACGUUCAGAGUCAUCGGAGUUCCAAUUGGGCGAAGCGAUUAUUUCUCUGAAUUAUCAUUUCAGGAACUUGGAAAUUGACGGAGUCGCUACGCUGCGUCAGAAAGACUGCGAGGAACCUGAGCUGAAGAUUAGAGAAAGGUGCGAAAUUUGAGAGAAAUCCAAUCCAAGAUGAGUGGGAAACAGCCGGUGAAGCUGGAUGACGAGCAGCUCGUUGAAUUACGCGACAUUUUCCGAUCGUUUGAUUGCAAUAAGGACGGGAGCUUGACUCAACUGGAGCUCGGAUCGCUGCUCCGAUCGCUCGGCCUAAAACCGAGCCCGGAGCAGCUGGAGGCGUUGAUACAAAAGGCCGAUAAGAACAGCAACGGGUUGAUCGAGUUCUCGGAGUUUGUGGCGCUUGUGGAGCCUGAUCUUGUGCCGGCGAAGAGCCCCUACACAGAGGAGCAGCUGAGACAGAUAUUUCGUAUGUUUGAUAGGGACGGAAACGGGUUUAUCACGGCGGCCGAGCUGGCGCACUCGAUGGCCAAGUUGGGCCACGCGCUUACGGCAGAGGAGCUGACGGGGAUGAUCAAGGAGGCGGACACAGAUGGCGAUGGGUGUAUCAGUUUUCAAGAGUUUUCUCGGGCGAUUUCCUCGGCUGCCUUUGACAAUUCUUGGGCUUGAAGUUCCCGUAGCUGUUGGAGAGUGAAGCAGGAUAGGCAUGGGAAAUCACUGGGAAAGGCGUAGGAUUCCUGGAAGUCCUCUUCCCGGGAGGACAACUUGGCCGGGAGGGUUCUCAGGAAAUAUAAAUCUUGCCUCCAAAGUGAAAAAAUUACUGUAACAUGGGGGUGUAAACCAGACCCUAGCAGCUGGGACUAACUCUGCGCUACAAGACCAUAAAAGUGAAGCUGUGCUAUGCGCCCAUCAGCCUGCAGGUACGUUGAUCGCGCUUGGAGGAAGACGGUGGACAAUAUGGCCAAUAAGGACAUGACCUGCCAGAUCCAGAUCGUUGCUUUUUGUGAAAAAAUGAAGGCAUUUUGGUGUAGUCGGGACCAAAAAUCGCAUGCAUGGCACUUUUUGUCCGAGAAGACGGAAUCGGCUAACGGAAUGAUUACAUUGCAAAUUUGUAAAACUUUGUUGGGGUCAAUUGUAAUUUUUUUUUUUUU
Molecule: messenger RNA, 1566 nt
Organism: Alnus glutinosa
Lineage: Eukaryota; Viridiplantae; Streptophyta; Magnoliopsida; Fagales; Betulaceae
Product: probable calcium-binding protein CML18
Exons: 2
Coding region: 593-1084 (163 amino acids)
Molecular function (GO): calcium ion binding; enzyme regulator activity
Source: RefSeq, a predicted model, not a curated record